This is a messenger RNA of Ixodes scapularis (black-legged tick), 2699 nucleotides long. RefSeq names its product LIM/homeobox protein Lhx2. Gene Ontology annotation, biological process: regulation of transcription by RNA polymerase II; neuron differentiation. The transcript has 5 exons. The record is from RefSeq and is a predicted model, not a curated record. Lineage: Eukaryota; Metazoa; Arthropoda; Arachnida; Ixodida; Ixodidae. Bases 297 to 1352 code for a protein of 351 amino acids. Gene Ontology annotation, molecular function: DNA-binding transcription factor activity, RNA polymerase II-specific; RNA polymerase II transcription regulatory region sequence-specific DNA binding. Gene Ontology annotation, cellular component: nucleus.
GGCCGCGAACGCUUCCCCUCCAUCGGUGGAUCGGCGGAUGGCGAGUGCAACGUGAACGAUAUCGCUCGUCGCGCUCCUCUCGGUUUUCAUCCUCUUCUCCAUCAUCCGACACUGUUGUUUCUGAUUUUGUUGUUGUUGUUGUUGCGUCCGAGUGUUCCUCCUGAUUUGGAGUGUGGGUGUGCGUGCGUCUUACUUUUUUUGUUUGUGAGAGUGAUUCGGCCGCCCGCGCGGAACUGAUCCACUGGAGCGCUGGAUACUUCGAGAUACGCGGCAAGGGAGCCGAGGCCGAGCGAGCCAUGCCCGUGAUCAGCUCGGACCCCGACGACUCAUCGACGCAGUCGCUCAGGCCAUCGCCGGGGUCCGCUGCCUCGCCACCGGCCACGGCUAAGCUGUGCGCGGCCUGCGGUGCGCCCAUCGCCGACCGCUUCUACCUGCUGGCGGUGGAGCGCCAAUGGCACACCCACUGCCUGCGCUGCUGCCACUGCAAGCAGCAGCUCGACUCAGAGCUCACCUGCUUCGCCAGGGACGGGAACAUCUACUGCAAGGAAGAUUACUACAGGUUGUUCGCCGUCAAGCGCUGCGCCCGCUGCCAACAAGGCAUCUUCGCCUCGGAACUGGUCAUGAGAGCGAGGGACCUCGUCUAUCACCUGCAUUGCUUCACGUGCGCCUGGUGCAACGCCGCGCUGGCGCAGGGGGACCACUUCGGACUGCGCGACAACCUCGUUUACUGCCGCACCCACUUCGAGCUGCUGGCCGAGGGCUGCCAGCCGGGCUUGGCGCCCAUGCUGGACGACGAGGCGCCGCCAGGACCCCUGACCGCCGGGCCGCCUCCGGCCUACGUACCGCCCCAGGGUCAAUACGGGGUCCGCAAGGGAAGGCCCCGCAAAAGAAAGCCAGGAGAUCUGCCGGACGGUCCGCAACACAUCGGCCUUCCGGACCUGGCUUCCCUUGACGGCAACGGCCCGUCGGCACUCCAGCAGCAGCAGCAGCAGCAGCAACGCACCAAGCGCAUGCGCACCUCAUUCAAGCAUCACCAGUUGAGGACCAUGAAGUCCUACUUCGCCAUCAACCAGAAUCCCGACGCCAAGGACCUUAAGCAACUCGCUCAGAAGACGGGACUGUCCAAGAGAGUGCUCCAGGUCUGGUUCCAGAACGCACGGGCAAAAUGGCGGCGGAACAAUCUGCGCCAGCAGGAACAGCCAACCACGUCACUUCCGGCGAGCAGUCCAGGAGGAACGAGCUCCUUUUCUGAACCAAGUCCCGGAGCCCCGCUGGACUACAGCAGCGCUCAGACGACCCUGGUGGUGACGGCGUCCCAGGAGUCUCUCGGAUCCUUCCAGGAGCUCUUCUGAUGGCGUGCAAAUCACAUCCCAUUAUUUAUUUCCGUUUGUCCAUCGAACGUCCUUCAUUUCGGCUCCGGAUGAGCCUGGGAGUGAGAAAGAGAGGUGUCGUGCGAUUGGUACCGCCACUUCGUGAUAUUAGGAAGUUUCAGGAAACCGUUUCUUCUGAACGAUCGAGACGGCUCAGACGGCAAGACCCCGGUGCCCAGUGCCGGCGUCUCACCGCCUUUAGGUCGUACAUAAAAUGUACAAAACGAUUUCCGGAAACUCCCUGUUGCUCUUUCGUUCCGGAAUCAAACCUUUCCAACGUAGGCGGAUACCAAAUAUUUUCGACAGUGAUGUCCGAAGAAGUUUGAAUGUCAAGAUUCUACAGAAGAGGGUCUCGAAUCAGCGCCAGGCACUUGCAUUCUCAACACCUUAGACCCCGUUCUGUCACAGCCGUUUUUCAAACACUUUAAAUGAGAGAAAUUAUCCGGACUUAUGUGCUCGCUUGCUUGUGAAAAAGAAACAUACUUCCUGUAUUGGCUAAAAUAAUCACGUAAUGAUGCACAAGACACGACGAUACGGGAACCGCAAAAGGCAGUUGGCUAAGGUGGUGCGUGUGCGGGAUGUCUCAGAACGUCCGUAAUGAUUCGUUUUGUCCAUCCCUCGCUCUACAAUCUCCUUAAAAUAUUGAUAGACGCUGCUCAUCAGUACAUUCGUGUGAACGCUGUUAUUCCUGCAACGUUUAAAGAACCUUCGCCGGGGUUAACAGUCUUACCACGAGGAAAUAGUCUCAAAGUAGAAAGUAAUUGCCAACAAACACAGCUAAUGACCUUCAGACGUUAGGAAAAGCACUCUCAAGACAGAAAGUGAUGACCAACAAACAGAGUGCAGAAACAUCUUACACUUACAACCAAAAAAAAAAAAAAAAGUCAUCCUGGCGUUUUACCUCACUGUACAUAUUUUCGACUGCCCUUCACGUAUAUAUCGGAUCGUUCGAUUGAUGUUCCAAAGUCAUACGUACCAUAUGCGCAUAUCGAUUCACCGGUCAUUUGGCUCUUCGCGAGCGGGAAGUUUCCAAGGAGCGGGAGAUAGCGAAAAUCGCCUCCGUCCCGAGUCACGUCAUUGAACAUCAUCGUCAUAACUGUCUUAGAGUGGUUCGAACGUCAUAUCCGGUGUGUGAUAAUUGGUCGCGGGCUCCGAUGUGUGCGGACUCAGCGAAAAUCGGAAACAUGAUUUGAACUGCAAAACUGUCCGCGAUCUCCUAGGUGCCCGCGGCGGAGAUGCAUGUGGUGAAUUCAUCCUCGUCAGUGUACAUACUUCACUUACGGAACUGGGUCUCGUAGAGGCCCCAGAACCGCCAAAAUAAACCUGAAA